This is a messenger RNA of Purpureocillium lilacinum, 603 nucleotides long. Lineage: Eukaryota; Fungi; Ascomycota; Sordariomycetes; Hypocreales; Ophiocordycipitaceae. The record is from RefSeq and is a predicted model, not a curated record.
AUGAGCUGUGAAAUUGUGACGGGCCCUCGUGCAGUCGCCUCAGCCUCCCCGCCACAGGGGGGUGGUGACCGUUCCGUCCGAGGUGAAUGGACGGCGGCACUGUCUGUUAGGCUAGCGGCUGACGGGCGGGCAGGUAUUUUUAGCGACUCAUCGCGCUGGGAGGGUCUUCUCUCCCCCUGGAAUCUGCCCAGCCCGCCUCUAGCAUUCCUCGCUUUGGGCCACGCACCACGACGUCUUGCGGACGACAGUCUGGACUCUGGAACCCCCGUCAACACCCGAGGCAUCAAGGCUGGAAUCCAUUGCUUUUUCCACAGCUUUGUCAAACGACGGCCAUCUGGCUUCGCCGUUCGAGAUCGCCUACGUGAAGCAGCAUCCGGGCAGGGCGGCGUCGGCGGCGACCCAUUGGCUGGCGAGGCUGAGGCAGGCAGCUCGACUCGUGGGGGACCUGGGGGGAGCCGAGAUGCGGAAGCCCGGCACGGGGGCCCAUGGAUCACGGCGUUGGGCGAGCUGGGGGCGAUGCAAAUGCCGUCUCGGGUUGCACGACAGAUGAAAGACAUGGACAGGCAGACCUCGAGAACGCAGGCUCCUCCUGGCUGUGGCUGA